Molecule: messenger RNA, 426 nt
Organism: Arvicanthis niloticus (Nile rat)
Lineage: Eukaryota; Metazoa; Chordata; Mammalia; Rodentia; Muridae
Source: RefSeq, a predicted model, not a curated record
AUGAACUCCAGAGGCCUUGGGUCACAGCUGAAGGAUAGGAUUCCAAUUAUGGAGCUCUCAGCCAGUGGGCCUUUUGAGAGUCAUGAUCUUCUCCGGAAAGGGUUUUCUUGUGUGAGACAUGAACUUUUGCCCAGUCACCCUCUUGAAUUAUCAGAAAAAAAAAUCCAGUGCAACCAGGACAAGAUGUACUUUUUCACCCCAAGGAGCAUCCAGGUUCUCUUUGCACCCCUGAAGUUACAGAUGGAGUUCAAGGCAGUGUGGCAGCUUCAGCAGCUUCCCUUUCUUCCGAGCUCAAACCUCUCACUGGAUAUUUUGAGGGGCAACAAGGAGACCAUUGGUUUUGAGGACAUCCUUAAUGAUUUACCACAAAGUGAACUGAUAGGCGAGCCACACAUGAUAGCGGACUAUAACCUGGGCUUGCUGUAA